CACACACACACACUCUCACACAAGCACGCACAGCCGGACUCCUCUCCCUCCACCUCUGGAAUCUCCUCCUAUCUCUGCGCUCCCUGCUGCUACCUCUCCCUGCAGCUCCCGAGGCUUCCUUUCUGCUGUCCCCCUGGUUCUCAAGCACCUGUUGGACCACAGAGACAGUCGGCAGUCGGGAAGCCCAGUGCCAGGGGAGACGUGUGAAUGAGGGGCCGGAGGGGUGACCGGAUGACCAUCAACAUCCAGGAGCACAUGGCCAUCAACGUGUGUCCUGGUCCCAUUCGGCCCAUCCGGCAGAUCUCUGACUAUUUUCCUCGACUAGGGCCUGAGGGUGUCGGGAGUGGAGCAGACCCCCAAGCCCAGCUCUCCCCAGGGGCUGGGGCUGCAGCUACACCCAGCCUAACGCCCCUGGCUCUGUCUCCCGGGGCUGGUAUCCGAGGGGCUGGGGCCUCUGAGGAGGGGGCUGAAGUGGACAGCUAUGACUCAGAUGACACCACUGCCCUGGGCACUCUGGAAUUUGACCUUCUCUAUGACCAGGCAACCUGUACUCUCCAUUGCAGCAUCCUCAGGGCUAAGGGCCUCAAGCCCAUGGACUUCAAUGGUCUGGCUGAUCCCUACGUCAAACUACAUCUCCUGCCAGGGGCCUGCAAGGCCAACAAGCUGAAGACCAAGACACAGAGAAACACACUGAACCCUGUGUGGAAUGAAGACUUAAUGUAUCGGGGGAUUACUGAUGAGGACAUCACCCGAAAGGUGCUCAGGAUUUCUGUCUGUGACGAGGACAAGCUGAGCCACAAUGAGUUCAUUGGGGAGACCCGGGUACCACUUCGCCGUCUCAAACCUUCUCAGAAGAAGCACUUUAAUAUCUGUCUGGAGCGACAGGUCCCGCUGGCAUCCCCUUCCUCUAUGACAGCUGCCCUGAGAGGGAUUUCCUGUUAUCUGAAAGAGCUGGAGAGAGCAGAGCAGGGCCAGGGGCUGCUGGAGGAACGGGGUCGCAUCUUGCUCAGGCUCACCUACAGCUCUCACCGUCGGGGGCUGCUUGUCGGUAUUGUUCGAUGCGCCCAUCUUGCAGCCAUGGAUGUCAACGGCUACUCAGACCCCUACGUCAAGACGUACCUGAGGCCAGAUAUAGAGAAGAAAUCAAAGCACAAAACAUCUGUGAAGAAGAAAACUCUGAAUCCGGAGUUUAAUGAGGAAUUCUUCUAUGAGAUGGAGCUCCCGACUCUGGCCACGAAGACCUUAGAGGUCACAGUCUGGGACUACGACAUUGGCAAAUCUAAUGACUUCAUUGGUGGAGUAUCCUUGGGCCCCAAUUCCCGGGGAGAGGCCCUGAAACACUGGAGGGACUGCCUUCGACAAUCAGAUGUGACCCUGGAACGCUGGCACACCUUGACCAGUGAACUGCCCCCCGCUGCUGCCUCUUUUUCUACCUAAACCCCACAAAGAUCCCAGCCAACCAGCCCCACGGACACAAGCUAGUUCCUAACAAAGAAAGCAAGAGAACGUGGGAAACCAGGGGCUUCAGUUGGGUAGCUUCCCUUCACUCUUGGAAGUCAAGAGCUAGAAGGGGUGGGAAGAAGGAAACUAAGCUCUAUUAUUUCCUUAGGCUCAGGAAAGAGCAGAAAACUCUUGAUUAAGCCUUUCGAGAAAGAGGCCCUGGAGAACCUUAGCAAGAGUGGGGAGGAAAAAGGGGGCAAGGAACAGCCCCUUCUUGGGGGGAGGGGGGAACCACAGGGCCAUGUGAUUGUUACUCAACUUCGCACGAGUGUGUUGCACGUUUACAUGGGGGUGGGAGGAGCUUCCCCCUCUCUCCCCUCAACACUUCUUGUCUUAUUUUGUGAGAUUCACUUUGUUACUGUGGGGAUGUCUUUUUGUGAGGGAUGGGUGGGGCUAUAUAUGCAAACUUCCCACUGCCUGAUGGGAUACUAUAUGCAAAUGAACCAUACCACUCGCAUGUGCAAGGGGAGGGAGAGAAUUUAUUGCCCCACUCCCUCCCCCCAACCAGGUCAUUUCUCUUCUCAUCCACCUCUCCAAGCUGCCCCGGCAAAACUCCCCACAGUGGGAGUAACCCGGAUUAGGAGGGGGUUAAGGAGGGAGGACAUUUCAGAAAACAAAUAAAACCACCACAUACCCCUUUAAUAAAAGUCUGCAGUAAAAAAACAAAACAAAACAAAACAAACUAGCCCUAUCUAGCUGCCCCCUUACAGCAGUAGCUGAUGUGGGGGGGCUUUGCCUUCAGGAAGGGGAGGCAGAGGCCCCCUGGGGCUGCAUCCAGCAGCAGGGGUAAGGGGGCCCUGGGCUGACCUCUGAGUCUGUCUGCCUUCCCUGCGCGACGCUGGCUGCAAAUCCAAACACAGCGUGGGCCCACUUUCAGGGCCAGGAGCUGCCUCCCCACCUCUUCUCUGGGGGCGCCGUGCUGCAUGUUUACGCCUCUUCUGAUUGUCAAUGGCCGGACCAAUAAGACCGGGCAUCAAUAAAUGUCUCCAAAAACACGA
Antechinus flavipes (yellow-footed antechinus) is the source of this 2498-nucleotide messenger RNA. RefSeq names its product double C2 domain alpha (gene DOC2A). The record is from RefSeq and is a predicted model, not a curated record. The coding region runs from base 208 to 1437 and encodes 409 amino acids. Lineage: Eukaryota; Metazoa; Chordata; Mammalia; Dasyuromorphia; Dasyuridae. Gene Ontology annotation, cellular component: membrane. The transcript has 12 exons.